AUGGCAAAAGCACCGGCCAUUUACCCCAGCCUUGAUGGCAAGACGGUCGUCAUCUCAGGCGGCGCGGAAGGAAUUGGGGCUGCCACUGUCGAGCUUUUUGCAUUGCAAGGCAGCCAAGUCAUUUUCUUAGACAUCUCUGAAGAUGCAGCGCAGAAGACCAUCGCUCAUGUUGUUUCACGUAAUCAAGAAGCUGAAGCACGCAGGGGUCCUUUGAUCAAGGCUCCCAUCUUCUACCCGUGCGACCUGACGGAUCUCCCUGCGUUGCAGGCAACUGCAGCCAAGAUUUUAGAAGAGCAUGGACCAGUACAUGUGUUGAUCAACAACGCCGCAGCUACUGGCAGUGUCGCACGGCUUGAUACUGAACAUGUCACACCGGAAGCCUGGGACUUUAAUAUCAAUACCAACCUGCGGCAUGUAUUCUUUCUUUCCCAGGCUUUUAUUCCAGGGAUGAAGGAGGCGGGGGCCGGUAGCAUUGUCAACCUAGGAUCCAUCACCUGGCGCAUUCCUGAAGCUGGCCAACCUGUGUAUGCCGCGUGCAAAGCGGCAAUCACGGGUCUUACGCGUGUACAGAGCAAGGAAGUCGGCGCCUCGAACAUCCGAAUCAACAGCGUCAUGCCGGGAGCUAUCGCGACAGAGAGGCAAAAGAGGGACGUUCUCACGCCUGAAUAUCGCGCCAAGGUCUUUCGGGAUGUUGCGAAGGUGAUCGUUUUCCUGGCCAGUGACGAAGCCAGCGGUGUGACAGGAAGCACAUAUGUUGUUGAUGGUGGUUGGGUUAGUGACCCUUGA
This is a messenger RNA of Aspergillus pseudonomiae, 786 nucleotides long. Its product is annotated as SDR family NAD(P)-dependent oxidoreductase. The record is from RefSeq and is a predicted model, not a curated record. Lineage: Eukaryota; Fungi; Ascomycota; Eurotiomycetes; Eurotiales; Aspergillaceae. The transcript is spliced from 2 exons. Gene Ontology annotation, molecular function: oxidoreductase activity, acting on the CH-OH group of donors, NAD or NADP as acceptor. The coding region runs from base 1 to 786 and encodes 261 amino acids.